UGCGCUCACAGCUGUCCAGGAAGCGAUAUUAAAAGUUGAUUUCAGGGCGGUUUGGAGGUUGUUGGCCAAGAAGAAGGGAAAAUAAUGUCUGGAAGUUUUUAUUUUGUCAUGGUCGGUCAUCAUGACAACCCUGUGUUUGAGAUGGAGUUCCUGCCAUCUGGGAAGCCUGAAUCAAAGGAUGACCACCGUCACCUGAACCAGUUUAUUGCCCACGCAGCCCUGGAUCUGGUGGACGAAAACAUGUGGCUGUCCAACAAUAUGUACUUAAAAACUGUGGACAAGUUCAAUGAGUGGUUUGUUUCUGCCUUUGUCACCGCAGGACAUAUAAGAUUCAUCAUGCUGCAUGAUGUGCGACAAGAAGAUGGAAUCAAGAACUUCUUUAAUGAUGUAUAUGAUUUAUACAUUAAGUUCGCCAUGAAUCCAUUCUAUGAAAUCAAUGCACCGAUUCGCUCAACGGCUUUUGAGAGGAAAGUCCAGUUCCUCGGAAAGAAACACCUCCUGAGUUAAUCACUUCACACGCGCAAUGAUCUGAAUCCAUCUUGUGUAUUUGUUGUACAUACAUAUACAGUAUACCUAACACACUUGUUUAAUGUCUUUUAAGUUUGUUGUCUUUUUCUGUUUUACAAAUGUGAAAUGUGUUCAACACAGAUGUGGAUUUUCUAUAAAGCAUUUUCUUGUCUGA
Scomber scombrus (Atlantic mackerel) is the source of this 682-nucleotide messenger RNA. It is a transcript of the gene trappc2, whose product is annotated as trafficking protein particle complex subunit 2. Gene Ontology annotation, biological process: endoplasmic reticulum to Golgi vesicle-mediated transport. Gene Ontology annotation, cellular component: TRAPP complex; cytoplasm; nucleus. Bases 85 to 507 code for a protein of 140 amino acids. NCBI's taxonomy places the organism in Eukaryota, Metazoa, Chordata, Actinopteri, Scombriformes, Scombridae. The transcript has 5 exons. The record is from RefSeq and is a predicted model, not a curated record.